UUCCGUUGCAGUCGUACAAGAGUUCACACAGCUAGGCUGACCUCAAAACGUGAUCUUCGAAGAUCAUCUUCUCACGCGGAUAUCGAUCGAUUGAUCUGGAUUGAAACGCAAUUCGAUAUAAAGUGCCGUCCAUGAAAACCGAUUCCGACACCCCCGGGGUGUGAAAAUGAGCAGAACCACACUUUUCCAACAGCAGCCUCAUCAACUCCAGCAGAGCCAGCAGUGAAAGGACGGAAAGUCUACGACGAUAAGCAGUAGCACGGCUGUUGUGCACUCUUUAUGUCCAUUUGUAAACAGAUGCGAUUUCGAUUGUGGCCACCGCUGGUGAUCUUGUUGCAAGUGUUUGUAGCAAUUUCAGCAAGGGAGAAACGGAAAUGUCCCGGGGGACUCUGCAUCGAGCCGGAAAUAUGCCGACCGGUCAGCGUCAACGUGUACGACGAAGUGCACCUGGAGUUUUUCAGUUUUGAUCGUUCCAGCUCCGACGAGUGCCGCCGCCGGAACUUGAAGUGCUGUCCGUACGAGCGAAUUGUGCGAGCACCGGACACCGAGGCGCCCGACGAGGAAGAGAAGGUUUGCGCGGCGCGAAACAACCAAGGCGUGGGCAAGUUCGUGUACCAUGACAAGAGCAAGGCAAAGUACGGUGAAUUCCCGUGGAUGGCCUUCGUGUACACUUUGCAAGCGGACUACGAGAUCUACCUGUGCGGCGGAACGCUCAUCCAGUCCAAGGUGGUCCUCACGAUCGCGCACUGCGUCGAAGGCAAAAAACCGGACCAGCUACGCGUCCGGUUCGGUGAAUGGGACCUCGAGAACAUGGUGGAGAUCUACCCACCCCAGGAUCGGGCCGUCCACAAAAUGAUCAUCCAUCCACACUUUUACAACGAUUUGCUGCAGAACGACAUCGCCAUUCUGUUCAUCGACGAGCACGUGUGGUUCACGGAGGUGGUUGGAACGGUCUGUCUGCCACACCAAAACGACAACUUUGACAACCGGCGGUGUGUGUUUUCCGGCUGGGGUGAGGACAUCAACGGCCGGAACUCGUCCAUUCUGAAACGAACCAAGCUGCCGAUCGUGCCGCGUGGACAGUGCCAGAAGGCGUUGCGCCAACAGCUCAACGAUCGGUACUUCCAACUCCACGAGGGAUUUCUUUGCGCGGGGGGUGAAUCGGGCAAGGACGCCUGCAAAGGUGACGGAGGAUCUCCGCUGGUGUGCCGAAUACCGAAUGCCGAAAACCAGUACUACCUGGCCGGAAUUGUGGCCUUCGGGGCGGAAUGUGGGGCACACGGAGUGCCCGGUGUGUACGUUAAUGUUCCUUACUACCGCGAUUGGAUAGACGGUGAAAUUGCCAAGAUGUAUCACGUUGAUAUUUUCGUAAACUGAGUGACGAAUAAAACCUGUUCCAGUA
This is a messenger RNA of Culex quinquefasciatus (southern house mosquito), 1402 nucleotides long. RefSeq names its product phenoloxidase-activating factor 2. Bases 280 to 1377 code for a protein of 365 amino acids. Gene Ontology annotation, biological process: proteolysis. The record is from RefSeq and is a predicted model, not a curated record. Lineage: Eukaryota; Metazoa; Arthropoda; Insecta; Diptera; Culicidae. The transcript has 5 exons. Gene Ontology annotation, molecular function: serine-type endopeptidase activity.